Messenger RNA from Podarcis muralis (Common wall lizard), 5969 nucleotides. It is a transcript of the gene MFAP3, whose product is annotated as microfibril associated protein 3. Lineage: Eukaryota; Metazoa; Chordata; Lepidosauria; Squamata; Lacertidae. The record is from RefSeq and is a predicted model, not a curated record.
AAGAGGCAGCUGAGAGGAAGGGAAGGCGGAAGGUCCGGAGUCCCGGUUGGAGCUGUGCGCGGAGGCCCGUCAGCGGAGGGGACCGGGAGGCGGACUGAGCGGGCCGAGCGAGGGAUGACAGGGCGUUGCCAAGUUGGAUUGUUCCUUUACUUGUAAAGAAAAACCCAAAGCCCUUCCAAAGUUGAUGAACCCAUCAAUAUCUUCCAUGGUGACUGGUGCAAUACAGACUGCUUAACUUUUUGCAGCGUGCUUUAUACUUCAAGCUUUCAUGAAGCUCAGCUGCUGCCUAUUGACUUUGAUUCUCAGUUCUAGUGUUUCUGCACUAGAAAAUGUGGCCUCCAACCUGACAGCUGCUCCUGGGUCAAGGUUCCUUCCUCUCGAUGCAUCAUUUCUUCCCACCCUACAAGCCUUCACAAAAUCGGCAGUACCUCAAGAUAUCAUAGUGAAAGAAGGUAACGGUGCUUUCAUUGAAUGUAAGCUGAACAUCAGUCAGCAUAACAGCAUCCUUUGGUUCAACUCAAAAGGGCAUCUACUGAAGCAAGAUGGAGAGGAUGGAAGAUGGCUGAUCUCUAACAGUACCCUUAAUAUCACAAGUGUAACCUUUGGUGACCGGGGGCGAUACAGUUGUGUUGUCACUACCCAAAAUGGCUCUUUCUAUUACUCAGUCACCCUCAGGGUGGUCUCCACAUCUGGGGACAUGGGCAUUUACUACAUGAUUGUCUGCCUGGUUGCCUUUACUAUCACCCUGAUCUUAAAUAUAACACGUCUGUGCAUGAUGAGCAGCCAUCUCCGCAAGACAGAGAAGGCCAUCAAUGAAUUCUUCAGGACUGAAGGGGCUGAGAAACUACAGAAGGCCUUUGAAAUUGCCAAACGCAUUCCAAUCAUUACCUCUGCCAAAACGCUGGAACUGGCCAAAGUCACCCAGUUUAAGACUAUGGAAUUUGCUCGAUACAUUGAAGAGUUAGCCAGAAGCAUCCCUCUUCCGCCGCUCAUCCUUAACUGUAGGGCCUUUAUGGAAGAGAUAUUUGAAGCAGUGAGAGUCGAUGACCCUGAUGAAGUUGGAGAUGGAGUCAAACAAGCCCUCGAUGUCCAAGACGGACUCUAUCCCUUAAACCCAGAAAUUAAGCGCAGUAAUUCACCGACAGCAGACUCGGAUGAUGGUUCUGUAAAUGACCAUGGUAAAGAAAUAGCUGUUGAGGUAUCCAUCCACCUUCCGUCAGAAGCACAAAGCAUUGACACUGUUUCCCACGACAGUGUUCCCUCCAUACCUUCUGAAGAUGAUGCAGAUGCUGAUGCCAGUACAGCAGCAAAGGCAGAUGUAUGAAAGCUUCAUCUGGAAACUUCAAGAAAAAAGGGGAAGCCAAAAAAAAAAAAAAAAGCAGCUGGAGUCACAAAUGCACAAAAACCUUAUCUCUUUUUUAAAACUCCAGUGGCUAUAAGGUGCUGAACAUUUAGCAAAAGUAUGGAUUUGGAUUUUUCUUUUGUAACAUAUCUCAGUGCUCACCAACCAAUUAGGAGAACAGCUUAAAUCAUGUUUUUUAAACAUUCUCCUUGGUAGGAAUGCUGCUGGGGGCAUUUUACAGAGGGGAUACUUUCUCCCAGUUUUGGGGAUCUCCAGUUAACAUCAACAAAAGAGCAAGGAUACAUUGACGUAAACUGUUUUUGCCAUUCUUACAGGGAGGUUGAAUUCCUGAAUAUGUCCAGUGAUGAUUUCAUAGUGUGUGAUGGCAUAGUUCACUAGAACAGUGCUUGUCUUGCUUGUCUGAAUUUAUAAUAUCUAAUCAAGCUUAUCUUGAGUUUGUAAGAAACAUACAUUUUAGCAUUUCUUAUAGUAAUAGUAUGGGAUUAUUACACUUUUAAAAUGAAGAGUUGGAUCUAGACUGACUCAUGUUUAGAGUAGAUCUAUUGCAAUCAGUGACACUUAAGUUAGCCUGAGUCCAGCCUUAUGUCAGUAAGCUGUGAAAUUACCAAAGCUGCCAGUUUGUCAUGUUGUUCAUGUUCGCGUACAUUGCAAUCACAUGCAAUACUUGAACUAGACAAUGGAAACCAAAUGCAAAUUUUGGCAUCUGAAUUUCUCAUAGCAGCCAAGAAGUGGUAAUUUGGUUGUUUUAAAUGUGCUGCUGCUUGCCAAGCAGUUCAAAAAAGGCCCUGUCUGUUUGGGUUUUUUUUUUAGUAAAGCUCCAGAUGUCAGCACUUCAAGUAUUCUUUCUUCUCUGACACUGCUGAAAUUCCAAUGUGUUCUAGUGCCGUCAGUAUUGCUAGGAGGAAAGCAAUGACAACUUAAACAGUUAUGAUCUUGUUGAAGAGUUUGCAAUAAACUCUCACAUUAAAAAGGGAAAUAAAACCUCUUUGGUUUCUCAGGCAGUUGUUUCUGAACAAUAUUUAUAAGAGGCAAAUGUGUGGCCAGAGUCUUUGGAACUAGUCAUCACCCAAUGGACGUGCCUAACACUCUCCUAAUGAUUCAGGUAGGUAGCCGUGUUUGUCUACUAAUGUACAUUUGUGUUUGAUGAAAAGCAGCCAUGGGUGCAGAAUGAUUGGGGUAGAGGAGCUGUGCAGGUGGAUGAGGAGGUUGUGGCUGGCUUUUGCAUGAACAUACGCUGUAUAACAUUCUUUGGCACUUUAGUAAAAUGUGAUGAAUGCAACAAAGGGUAAAUGGUUAACACAUUGAGUGACUUCUCUCCUGUGCUGAUGCUUAGCUACCUCUGCAUGUGCAGCAGGUGAUACAAUGGACUAUACCACUUCAGAUGGGGGAUACUACAUUUGAAUUCUCACACACACAUUAAAAAAAAUCAAAAAGAGGUUGUGGCCUCACUUCUUAUUGGCCAUUUUGUUUUUUGUUUGCUAUACAGGAAUCUUCCAAAUGUUUCACGUGAUCUAAGGUGGUGCAGUCCUUUCUACCACCACAUUGUGUGGCAUAAGUAGACUGAUAUUUAACCAGCAAAUUAUUGCUGCAUGACAGGUUGAUUUGUUAAUAGCCACUAUAAAUGUUUCAAAUGGCCAUUUCCUCAUGUCAUGAAUUGGGCCAUGUUAUAACAUGUAGAGCUGGAAAACAGACUGAAUAAUUGGAAGAUGAUAAAAUUAACUUUUGGCAUCCUUCUGUACUCUGAAUAAUAUAGCUGGUUGGCUUCCUACUUGGCCCAUGUUCUUUUUUGUCUUUUAUGUGGCCAUAGCUGUGCAGACCCAGUUUUGUGAUAGGAAUGUGCCUCUGCUAGCUGCUCAUUAAGCUCCAGUCAAGGCAGAUUCUAGCUUUUGCUAUUUGGUGCUUGUUUUUUUUAUAUACUUUAAGAGUAUGUCACUUUAAUUGCAUCUUAUAUCCAGUUUUGUUUUAACGUAUACAAAGCUUGUCUACAUUUUUUUCAUGACUUAAAACAUAAUGUCAUAUCAUUUUAACAAUUGGCAACGGGAGUUCCCAUUAAUUUCCUACAGCUCUUCUUCUGCUGUUUUAUUCAUAGAAUCUCAUUUGAACUAGCAAUCGCUGAAGGGGAAUAAACACAAUUUUCAGGCGGAUUUAGUGUUACAUCUAUAGCAAUAGAAGUGGGUGGCAAACGGCAACAGUAAUGCUACCUAGGAAAUGGGAGUCAUUGGCAGUAAUGCUCGCUACGUAACUCAUAAAACGAGUAAAUGAUAUUUACCUGUCAGAAUUUUGCUUGAAUUUCUUCUGACAAAAGUUCCUAAAGCAAAAUAGAGAUGGUACAGACAUUAACUUGGCAGUGGGAUAUAUCUGAGUUUCCCCUAACCUCCAAAGGUGCUCUUCAAACUAAGUUGCUUGCUUCCGGCCCUUGCUUCAUGCUCAAGUGGCCCAUUCUUCUCCACUUGACUGCUGCUUGCUGUGAAGCAUAAGCUGGACACCUGCUUGGGAAUGCAAAUAACAGGUAGGAUCUCUGGGUCAGGAGCUAGCACAUCUACACUCCACCCAGGCCCUGUUCAUUCAUUACUUGCAUGUAGGGUGUAGUUGUGUUUACACGUAGCAGGGCUGUGCUUUUUGCCCUGCCCACCCAUAUCAUGCCUCCUUCCUCAAACAAUUGCAGACAAGCAGGAGGUCACAUGUUAGAGUUUCUGUUCAGUAGUGGGCAACUUGGUUAUUUGAGGAAGGAGGUGUGACAUCACGGGGGGCAGGGCUAAAAACAUAUACCCUCCUUCAAGAAAACACAUCUAUGUCCUACAUCAGGCAUGUCCAACUCCCAAGAGACUGUGAUCUACUCCCACUAUUAAAAAAAACUGUCAGUGAUCUACCCAUUGGAUUGACCAAAGUUGCUGAGCUUUUUUUGGAGGGGAGGGCAAGGAACACACAAUCGACCAGGGACCCCUGCGAUCGCCCUGUUGGACAUACCUGUCCUACAUGUAAAUAAGGCUGCAGUAUUUAUCUGUUGACUCCUCUGGGCUUUCCACAAUGUUUCCUGUGCUACCUGACUCUAUCCUAAAGAUAGAAACUGUGGACUGAUGCAUAAUAGCUUCACUUACGUAAGCUAAUCUGGCAGCAAUGAGUGAAAUUACUUUGGCAGGCUUGGCUGAUAAAUGUAUUCCUCUGGGAUUCCGCUCUGUCCUAAAUCAUAAGAACAGGUCAAUUUAUUUUCAGUGUGUCUGUUAGAUGAAGAAAGUCUGCAGGAAGGAAUUAGAAUGCGACCCCUGCCUCUUGCUGAAUACCGCAAUCCUGAUUUUUCACAGUAAGCGUUUAUCAGCAGCCCCAUCCUUGAAUGUUGAAGCACACAGUUCACAGUUUUGCACUGAGGAGAGAUGGUGUUUAAUACUUUCCAGAAGCGUGGGCUCUUCUAACUCUGGAAACAAGCGAUUAAAUGUUUUGAAUCCCACCAAUUUAUUCCUACAAUUACAGUUUACAGCAGUAAAUUCUACAGGCUAUGGAUUCCUCUGUGCCCAGUAGCACUGCAAUGCUUACAUGGCAACAGUGGCAACACAGUAAUUGCUGAAUGGAUUUGUAGGCCUAAUAAUCAAGUCAGAUUAUCGUGAUUGUCCUUGUGAAUCUGCAGAACAUGAUGUUCUAUGUAUAAUACGGAGGCACAACUAGCAAAUUCGGGGCUUCCAACCCAGCAGAUACAAUAUAGCAAUGUUUGAUGUUUCCAUAGAAAAGUCGCUGGAAAAUUCCAAAUAAUCAUAUAACACUGGAACCUGGGUAUAAGAUCUGUGCAAGACGAUAAUACUUAAUUUCUGUUUUUCAAUUUCUGUGUAUGAAAAUAUAAUGUAUAUUCAGGUAUACCGUUGAAAUAUUUGGAACUGAUAUCGUCUACCAGGAGUAAGGGGGUGGGCAAUGGGGAAAGCAGUUCCUCUGAAACCUAGAACAUGAUCUCCGACCCGCAUUCUCAUUGCUGGUAGACAGUCCAUAUUUGUUCUGUUCCAGGAUAGAAACUGUGAGGUUUAUUUUCUCUAGACUCUUCUGUAAAUAAUUUGCAUUUAUGACACAGGCAUAGGACCCCACCUGUGCAACAAAGGCGCAACUGAAACAUACAGUAUAUUUCCAAGACUAAGUAAAAAGAAAAGUAUUAAAACUGAAUGCAUGAUGAAUUUGUUGUUGAGCGUGGAUAAGCUUUACAAAAUGUUGAUGUGAUAUUGUUAAUUUAUAUGGAGAAGAUUGAUUGUGUUUGCAUUUGUUUGAUGCAGCUAACUAAAAAUUGAUGUAAGAUUACUCAGAUGGCCAACAAAUGGCAAACGUCACUUGCAGAUGAAAUGUCACUUGCAGAAUGCCCACUGGCUCACUGAGUAUAAAUUAUACCAAUGCUUGACUUAAACUAAUGUCUCUUGUCAAUCAUGAGGUUGUCUUGUCUUGUUUCCUUAGCCUCUGAAUUUUGUGGCAAUCAUAACGAUCUACUUUUAACUGAAAUAGUAUUUAAAACAAUAUUGUAGUAAUUUGCAUUCUGGAGGGGGCAGUGUCAAUUUUCUGUAACAGCACAGGAUUUCAUACUUUCAUAUAAAAGGUGGUGGGUUUCCCCCCAGAAUAAAAUCCAUUAUUAAAAGUU